Molecule: messenger RNA, 1443 nt
Organism: Lycium barbarum (goji berry)
Lineage: Eukaryota; Viridiplantae; Streptophyta; Magnoliopsida; Solanales; Solanaceae
Exons: 3
Coding region: 1-1176 (391 amino acids)
Biological process (GO): ubiquitin-dependent protein catabolic process; positive regulation of proteasomal ubiquitin-dependent protein catabolic process; protein polyubiquitination
Cellular component (GO): cytoplasm; ubiquitin ligase complex
Molecular function (GO): zinc ion binding; ubiquitin conjugating enzyme binding; ubiquitin protein ligase activity
Source: RefSeq, a predicted model, not a curated record
AUGGACGUAACAACUUCCAUUAAUCCUGUGAAGAUAAUCGAAAUUGCUGACGAAGACAACAACAAUGACGAUGUUUCAGUAAUAUAUUCAACCCCAAGAACCUCAAAGCGUAAACGAACCAAAAUUACUGAUCCUAUUUCAGUAGAAGAUUACUUCGAGAAAAAAAACCUCGAAAUUUUUCGUUCAAAAGCCAGCAGCAAUGGAACAGGCAAAGUCAUAAUUGACCUAUCGAAAGAAUAUCCAGAUGAUGAAAUACAAAUUUUUGGCUCAAGAUUUUCACUACCUAGUUCUAAAGAUCCAAAAGGGUGUUCGAAUUCAUCGAACACGAAUUCAAUCAACAACAACAUAUCUAGUGUGAUCCCACAAGUAAUUCAAAUAUUUGGCUCAAAAUAUUCACUACCUAGUUCUAAAGAUCCAAAAGGGUGUUCGAAUUCAUCAAAUAAGAAUUUAAAAAACAAUAACAACAUACCCAGUGUGAUUUCACAAGUGGUGUCUGAGGAGUAUAGGACGUACACAGAUCUUAAACCUACCUUUGAUGAUAAUUUCAUCUGUGAAAUUUGCGUUGACGAAAAGUCAAUGACUGAAAAUUUCAAAAUUAUGGGAUGCAAUCAUUCUUAUUGCAAUCAGUGUACGGCUAAUUAUAUAGCCUCAAAGCUCCAACAAAACAUAACAAGAAUUUCAUGUCCAGUUUUGGGGUGUAACGGCCAAUUAGAACCAUAUAAUUGUCGUUCGAUUUUGCCUAAACAAGUUUUUGAUAGAUGGGGUGAUGUGUUAUGUGAGGCAAUGAUAUUAGGUUGUGAGAAAUUUGAUUGUCCGCUUAAAGACUGUUCUGCCCUUUUGAUUGAUGAUAGUAGUUGUGAUGGUGGUGAUUUUGUGGUGACUCAAAGUGAAUGUCCCGAAUGUAGAAGGUUGUUUUGUGCAAAGUGUAAAGUUGCUUGGCAUUCGGGUAUUUUGUGUGAAGAAUUUCAGAAGUUGAAUAAAGAUGAAAGGGAGAAAGAGGAUUUACAGCUUAUGCAACUUGCUAAGGGGCAAGAAUGGCAGAGGUGUCCAAGGUGUCAGAUAUACAUUGUAAGGUCUUCUGGUUGCGCUCAAAUGCGAUGCAGGUGUGGAUGCUACUUCUGUUAUAAAUGUGGAGCUGAGUCGACUAAUCACCACUGCAAACGCUGUGGUACUUAAAAACAUAUUUUAUUUCAACUUAUCAGUACUGUUCUUUAUUUUUCAUUGCCAAAUAUGAGUCCGCUGUGGUUGUAGCACUAUGUUUAGAAUAUAAAUUGUGACUUGCGAGUUAUAAUUCAAUUGUAUAUAGUGGUGAUUACAUGGAAACAUUUCAUAGAUAUGCAUAUAUAUAGUUCACCAUUCUUCGAAGAUCGAUCAUUUUGUACAGCAACUACUACUAUACCUCAGUCUUAAACAAGUUGGGGUCGGCUACACUUCUUCAUUUAA